UUUCUUUCAUUUUCUUUCCUUUUCCUUUUAUUUUCUCUCUCUACAGACUUUCCUUUUCUUCACUCUUCUUUCUUCUUGUAUAAAUCUCCUCCACAAAACCUCCUUUGCCCAAGACUCUCAUAUCUCUCUACUGUGUUUUUCGCUAUUUUUUUUCCUCCUUUUUUUUGGUGUCUGAUUUUUAGCACUACAGGUGGUAUUUUGUUUAUUUCUUUUGUUUAUUUUUCCAAUUUUAAUUUUUUUUUUCUUGGGUGUUGGUUGAUCUUGAGGAAAAGGAUCUUGUUCUUGGUUGGAAUUACAUAGAACUUCUGGGCUGCAGGUUUGUGUGUGUGUGUGUUUAUUUUAAAAAAAUUUCUCCUGUUUUUUUAAUCUUAAUUUCAUUGAUAAUCAAGGGAUAUUGUCGAUUUUGCGGUAUACAAUUGCGAAUUUGACAGAAGUGGUGGGACUUCUUUGGAGUCGUUCUUGCCUCUUCUGUUGAUUUGAGCGACUCUUUUAUCGGUUUCUUUGCGAAUUGAUGUAGUGAUAAUGGUGGAAAUUGAGAAUUAUUACGGAUAAUAAAGCUGUUUUCAUUUAGGUUUUCACUUGUGGCGUUCAAGAAAAUUUCGGGUUUUGGUGGGUUACUUUUAUUAUUGAAUUAAGUUAAAUUUCAUGAAAAUGGAUUUGAGAAGUGAUGAUGAGGUUUUAGUGACUGCAAAAGCUGAGAAAUCCAGGACUGGAGAGGGAGAAACUGUCUCAGACAAGUCUAGUAUUUCGAGUAGUGAUUUGGGUUCAAAGAAGGAUGGUGGGAAUACUAGUAACAAGGAUUUAUUUCUUAGAGCAGAUAAAAUCGAUUUCAAAAGCUGGGAUAUCCAGCUGGAUAAGCACUUGAGUCGAGUUAUUUCAAGGGAUAGGGAAGUUAAUACCAAUACAAAGAAGGAAGACUGGGAAAUUGAGUUGUCUAAAUUGGAUAUAAGAAGUGUUAUAGCUCAUGGGACAUAUGGUACUGUGUACCGAGGCAUUUAUGAUGGCCAAGAUGUUGCAGUGAAGGUAUUGGAUUGGGGGGAGGAUGGUCUUGCCACAGCUGCUGAAACUGCUGCUCUUCGGACCUCGUUUCGGCAAGAGGUUGCUGUCUGGCAUAAGCUUGACCAUCCAAAUGUUACAAAGUUUAUUGGAGCUUCGAUGGGAACAUCUGAUCUGAGGAUCCCUUCAAAUAACAUUUCAAGUGAUGGUCGUAAUCCUGUUCCUUCCAGAGCAUGUUGUGUUGUAGUCGAGUACCUUCCUGGUGGGACGCUAAAGAAAUUUUUAAUCAGGAAUAGGAGAAAGAAACUUGCCUUUAAGAUUGUAAUUCAACUGGCUUUGGACCUCUCUCGAGGUUUGAGCUAUCUUCACUCAAAGAAGAUUGUACACCGUGAUGUUAAAACAGAAAAUAUGUUGCUUGAUGCUCAUAGAACAUUGAAAAUUGCUGAUUUUGGUGUUGCUCGAGUUGAAGCUCAAAAUCCAAGAGACAUGACUGGGGAAACUGGAACCCUUGGUUACAUGGCCCCAGAGGUUCUUGACGGUAAACCAUAUAAUAGGAAGUGUGACGUCUACAGUUUUGGCAUAUGCUUAUGGGAAACGUAUUGCUGUGACAUGCCCUACCCUGAUCUUAGCUUCGCUGAUAUAUCAUCUGCUGUUGUUCGACAGAAUUUACGACCAGAUAUCCCUAGAUGUUGCCCGAGUUCAUUGGCAAGCAUCAUGCGGAAAUGUUGGGAUGGGAACCCUGACAAACGUCCUGACAUGGAUGAGGUGGUGAGGUUGUUAGAAGCCAUUGAUACGAGCAAAGGAGGCGGCAUGAUACCAGAAGACCAGGUUAGUAGCUGUCGCUGUUUCUGUUUCUCUGUGGCUCGUGGUCCCUGAUAUAUUCUCUAUGCUCUAUUUGAAUCCUUUAUGGGUUUGAAGAAGGAAAUUAUGAAACAGUAUGAAGUAGCAUUCAUAGCUUUACUGCUGAUGAAGCUCAGACUGAUUUUUCCCCCAAGGAAGAUUCCUAUAAGCACAUAGUAAGAGAAUUAUCAAAACCCUUCAUGAAGUUCUAUAGUUCCAUUUGAAUUCUUAUUGAAUUUUGUGGUUAUCAGACAUGGAAAUAUGUCUAUUUAACACAGCAUUUGAGACUCUUGUGAAUGAUAGAUGAUUUCGUGUAUAUCUAAGUCUAUUAUUUUCAUAUUUUAAAAUUA
Molecule: messenger RNA, 2186 nt
Organism: Vitis riparia (riverbank grape)
Lineage: Eukaryota; Viridiplantae; Streptophyta; Magnoliopsida; Vitales; Vitaceae
Product: serine/threonine-protein kinase STY13-like
Exons: 6
Coding region: 646-1872 (408 amino acids)
Biological process (GO): protein phosphorylation
Cellular component (GO): plasma membrane
Molecular function (GO): ATP binding; protein kinase activity
Source: RefSeq, a predicted model, not a curated record